UUAUGAAACCGUUCCACGAGAGUUUAGUUGAGCGGCUCCUUAAUUACAGGGCAGAGAGAAAAUUUAGUUCUAAAGAAUGGAUUUCAAAAAAAAUCGACCUCCUUAACAAUUACUUUUUGGCUAAUAAAUUAAAGGCUUGUUGUAUAUCUUUAAGCGGGGGAAUAGACAGUGCCGUAGUUUUGGCGCUUGCUAAAAAGGCUCAAGAAGAGCCUUACUCACCUAUAGAAAGGGUGGUUGCAAUUUCCCAACCCAUCUUGAGCUCAGACUGGGCUCUUCAACGUGCCAAAGAGUGUGCUAAAAAGUUUAAUUCCGAGUUUGUGGUCAUUGACCAAACCGAUCUCCAUUUUUUGCUCAAAAAUAAAAUUGACAAGGCACUAGAAAUCACAGGUGGGAAAUUUGCUUCAGGGCAGUUGCGCUCCUAUAUGAGGACACCCUCUAAUUACUACGUGGCUCAGUUGCUCUCCCAGGAAGGGCUGACUUGCGCCGUGUUAGGUACAGGAAAUAAAGACGAAGAUGGAUAUCUUGCAUACUUUUGUAAGGCAGGAGACGGCGUGGUCGACAUUCAGUUAAUUGCUGAUCUACACAAGAGCGAGGUGUUUCAAGUUGGACGAGCGUUGGGAGUUCCUUGCUCCAUCUUAGAUGCCAAACCCAGCGCGGAUUUGUGGGCUGGCCAAGAGGAUGAAGAUGAGCUUGGCUUUCCUUAUGACUUUGUGGAGCUCUUUACAGGUAAAUAUCUUCCCCUUUCAGAGGAGAAAAAAGAACUUUUUUUGGAUUCUCUAGGGAAAGAAGCCAGAGACCAAUUUCUUUUGUGGAAAUCUAAAGCUGAAAGCAUACAUUAUAAGAAUUGCCACAAAUUCAAUUUCCCCGUUAAUCUGAAUGUUUUGUAA
This is a messenger RNA of Zophobas morio, 887 nucleotides long. RefSeq names its product NH(3)-dependent NAD(+) synthetase-like. Gene Ontology annotation, cellular component: cytoplasm. NCBI's taxonomy places the organism in Eukaryota, Metazoa, Arthropoda, Insecta, Coleoptera, Tenebrionidae. Gene Ontology annotation, molecular function: NAD+ synthase (glutamine-hydrolyzing) activity; glutaminase activity. The record is from RefSeq and is a predicted model, not a curated record. The transcript is spliced from 9 exons. Bases 3 to 887 code for a protein of 294 amino acids. Gene Ontology annotation, biological process: NAD+ biosynthetic process.